AUGGAGCACAUGGAGCACAUACUCCCGGACAGCAUAACGAAGCUUGAGCGAUGUUUACCCAGACCACCCAAACAAGAUGUUCCCAUGACAGAGAACUUCACCGUCGAGCACUCUCAGAUUCUCAAGGCUCCAGAUCGCCCACCCUCUCCAGGAGGUUCCUCACUUAUCAAGCGCCGUGAUAUGGAAAGUUCGCUAUUCAGCCUCCCUUCCUCUCAGUUUCUCUCCCCGUCAAACUCCACAAUACUACCACCUAAGCACGAUGACCCCGCCUCACCUUCUGCGCCGACAAACCUUUCGAAUUGGGCUCACCUAAAUUUAAUCAAGACACAACGCAAGGACCUUUCCACCUCGCUCAAAGCAACCCAGGUUGCCCAUUCCGAGGCUCGCGCAUCCGUGGCUGCUUUGAGACGGCUCGCGUUUCGCCUCGCCGUCAACAUCUCGGUAAAAGAGAAUAAAAUUGCUACAUCUGCACGAAGCUUAGCCGCAAGCAGGAAAACCGAAUAUGUGUUAGGCACAGGACUGAGAGGCGCGGAAAAGAGGGUUGGAGAGCUGGAGCAGGAGUGGAGGGAGGAGAGGGCACGGAAUAGGGAGAUAUUGGAGAGUUUGGAGCGAGCGUCAGCGUUGACAUUGCAAUAUACUGACCCCAGCCGCCGACCAGUAUCUCCGCCUUCGUCACCACCCACCCGCAUUGCCACUCUUUCACAAUAUAAUCGCGUCGGAGACAGCCCGCCCAGAACACCCACCCACUCUCCUAAAGCCUCUAAGUCCUCGGACUCGAUUAACCCAAAUGCAGCGCACCACCACCGCUAUCAUAGCACACCAGACACCAUCGAAAUCCGUACUUCUAAUGACCGCCUCAUCAAAGCGAAACGCGAGUCCGACCACGCGCUAUUGGUGGCUCGCUCUCGCAUAGAAGCACUCCAGGCUGAUUGUUUUCGGAGCAAGGAGAUUGCAAAGCAGCUAGAGCUGAAUCGCGUUGAGCUCGAGGAUGAGAUCGCGGGCUACAAGGCGCGAGUGACGGCGCUAGAAAGCUCAAAAGCGGCCGUCAAGGCGACACUGAGAGCGACCGAGGCGAAGUUGGAAGAUGCCUCCAGGUUAGAAAAAGAGCUUAGAGGCGAAUUAGACGGAAAAACGCGGGAGAUACAGAUGCUGGAAACGAAGGGCCACAAGAGCGAGGCAAGCCUAAAGGCAUUGAGCGAGUCGAACCGGUUAUUGGAAGAGGAGGUUGAGAGCUGUAGGGAACAAAUCGCGCAAUUGGAGAGGGCAAGAGUUGAGAUGGAGGAAGAGGUGGCCGAGCUUCAGAGGAGGAUGGCUCGUGCAGAGCAUGGGGAGGCCAUGCUGGAGUCCAGACUGGCAGCUAGUGAGAGUGAAAAGGGCACGCUCCGAGCACAGCUUGACAAGAGUACUGCGAAUGUAGGGACGUUGGAAAAGGCAGCCGCUUUCUUUGAAGAGCAGGUUCGCGACUACAACGAAAGGAUCACGUCACUGGAAGGAUCGGUCAGCUGGCUGGAUGACGGGCUGAAAAAUGCUCACAGCUUGAAGGGGCGCGUAGAGUCGGAACUGGCAGCUAUGCGAGUGACCGUCACGGAGCAAGAAUCUAGCAUCGCGUCGAUCAACGAGGCAAACGCUAGCCUACGAACGGACCUGAAGAGCACCCGGAACGCUAAGACGACUCUUGAGAGCGAACUGAAUUUCAUGCGAGAGAGGCUUCUGGCUGAGGCAGAUGCCAGGGCCGAGUUACACGACGAAGUCCGCUCUUUGCAGUAUUUGAAGGGUAACUUAGAAGAUGACCUACGAGAAGCUCGGACGCGUAUUGAAGAGCUUGAUCGACCAGAGGUCCUUGAGGAGCUUCAAGCUUUGAAGGCCUCUAAGAUCUCUGUAGAAGAACGGCUUAAGUCUGUUCAAAAGACAUCCCUAGACCUCCAGGAGGAUCUUCGGUUAACCAAAGAGAAGCUUGCAACUAUGGAGGCAGCUAACACAGAUCUCGCUUCCAAGCUCAAGCAAUCUGAGACAAAACGAGAGGAUCUGGAAUCUAAGCUAGUCCUCUCGGAAACUGCAAACUCAUCUCUCAAGCACGAGAUCCAACAUAUCACUCAGUCGAAAGCCGACACUGAGGAACGUCUCCUUAGGCUCAAGUCUUCCCUCGAGUCAAAACUCCACGAGUCUGAAUGUGUGCACAUCUCUCUGCAACAGGAAGUACAGGAUAUCCGACAAUCGAAAGCUGAAACCGAAGAACUCCUCAGCAAGGUCCUCGAAUCGAAAGCAUUUCUCGAGUCUAGACUCCGUGAAUCCGAGACCUCGAACACCUCCCUCCAGCGUGAAGUCCAGUCUAUACGCGAAUCCGAGAGCGAGACAAGGGAACGCCUUUACAGUAUACUCAAGUCACAGGUUUCUAUUGAGAAUAGGCUCCACCAAUCAGAGGUUAGCAAUACGGAGCUUGAGAAUGAGCUUCAGCACGUUCGCCGCUCUGCAGAGGAAACCGAGCAACAACUCCAAAACAUUCUUAAAUCUAAAUCCUCCCUGGAGUCUAGAUUCCUUAAAGCUGAAUCCACCAACAACUCUCUUCAGCAGGAAGUGGAGCACAUCCGCCGUUCAGCAGAGGAUAUUGAACGGAACCUGGAUAAUGCACUUGAGUCUAAAGCAUCUCUUGAGAUGAAACUCCGUGAAUCUGAGACUAGCAAUACUUCACUCCAACAAGAAAUCCAACGGCUCCAGGCCGCCGUAAGGCAGACUGAAGAACAACUCUCCAGUGUAGACUCGUUUGCCAGUGCCAGGGGUGCCUCCACACAGACUGAAGAGUCAGAUUCCAGGAACAGUGCAUACUCGUUUGCCACUGUCAGGGGUGCCUCCACGCAGACCGAAGAACUAGAUUCCAAAGGGAACAGUGCACACUCGUUUGCCACUGUCAGGGGUGCCUCCACGCAGACCGAAGAGUCAGACUCCAGGAAUAGUGCACACUCGUUUGCCACUGCGAGGGGUACCUCUAUAGGCUUAGCCGACCUCGAGCUCAACACUCUCCGAGCCACCAACGCUGCGCUCGAGUUUUCGGAGCGUCGUCUCUCGGCGCGCCUCUCUGUGGCCGAGAACGAGCUCGCUGCUGUGCGCCGUGCAAAUCAAGAGCUUGAAGAGUUCCUAGAUCAGGCCGAAAAUGAUAUGCAAGUAGCUGAGGCAUUCACAGUGGACUGCCAGAACCAGCUUGAAGACUUCGUAGAUGAAGGCAACAUGAAGCUAGCUGUAGCAGAACGCUCGCGCUUAAAGUACAAACGCCGUCUAGCGACUAAGGGAAAAGAACUCGACGUCUUGAAAGAUGAGAACGAGACACUUUCCUUACAACUCGAACGGAAGAGCAACGAGAUCGAGGAAGUUCGGCGUAAAGAAGAGAAGAUGAGACAGGAGCUGGCCGACAAAGACCGCACCAUCGAGGCCAUGGAGCGCAAUAAGGCUGAGUAUAAGGCCAGCAUGGACGCCAUAGAGUUGGAGCUUCAGGAGUUGAAAGAGAGUAAAGAAACGUUCGAGAAGUUAGUCCACAUUCUGCAGCAAAAGACGAAGACGCUGGAAGUUCUGAAUGAAUGGCACGAGGUGCCUAGCGAUGAGGAAGGCGAUGCGUUUACCCUUGGUCCACUUGGCUUCGAAUUCGGACUCGAUUCAAGGAUGAAGAAAUUGCAAGCGCAGGACCCUAACCCGGUCGACUACGGAAAGGAGGCUCCCGACGUGGAGAGACCGAGGCCGAUGUCAAGCAAUCGCCACAGCGUGCGCAGUAAGCGUAGCUUAGAAAACGCGAACCAGAGAUAUGAGCCUGAGAGGCCGGCCAGCCAGCGUUCGAACGGUACAGCCGGAUCAGUGCGCACGAACACGGAGGGCGAUGCUGAGCUGGACGCGUGGGCAAAGGAGGUGGAGCGCGUGCGCAUGCUGAGAGACGAGACAGCAAUCCAGCUUAAGGGUAUGAAGAAGCUCAAAGCGAACCUACGCAAAUCUCUCAAGAAGAGCGAGGACGAGUUGGAACAGCUGGAAAGAACUAAGGCCAAAGCGAAGGCCAAGAAGGAGAAGAUGGGCAGUCGACCAUCGUCUGGCUAUCCAGGCCUGCUUCGUAGCAAGAAGUCCUCGAGGUCUACUACUGGGACUGGCUCUUUCGAUAAGGAGACUGGGCAGUGGUCGAGUGUGGCUCCUAGACCGAACACCUCGCGUGGCCAUGAGGCAGCGUCGUUCUUCCGCCCAGGCACAUCAGCCUCGAAGAGGACCUGGAGUGGAGGCUUGCAUCGGACGAGCGCGGCCAUGUCUUCGAGCACGGGGUCCGAGGGAGCAGCAGACCUCGAUGGGGCUAAAGGAAGCGACGCGAAGAAGGAAAAGCAUGGGUGGCGUGUCACGCUGAGGGGUGCAUUUGGGUCUACGGGGAGGAAAAGGAGUCCCCUAGUUUCUUAG
Messenger RNA from Mytilinidion resinicola, 4419 nucleotides. RefSeq lists its product as uncharacterized. NCBI's taxonomy places the organism in Eukaryota, Fungi, Ascomycota, Dothideomycetes, Mytilinidiales, Mytilinidiaceae. The coding region runs from base 1 to 4419 and encodes 1472 amino acids. The transcript is spliced from 2 exons. The record is from RefSeq and is a predicted model, not a curated record.